Messenger RNA from Aureobasidium melanogenum CBS 110374, 738 nucleotides. RefSeq lists its product as uncharacterized. Lineage: Eukaryota; Fungi; Ascomycota; Dothideomycetes; Dothideales; Saccotheciaceae. Gene Ontology annotation, biological process: iron-sulfur cluster assembly. The record is from RefSeq and is a predicted model, not a curated record. Gene Ontology annotation, cellular component: mitochondrion; cytoplasm. Bases 1 to 738 code for a protein of 245 amino acids. Gene Ontology annotation, molecular function: 2 iron, 2 sulfur cluster binding. The transcript is spliced from 2 exons.
AUGUCUCUGCCUCGCGCCACAUUGUCGGCUCCGACAAGCAUGUUCCGAUUCGCCGCUGGCGGUGCCCCUCGUGCUCAAUGCCAACAAUGUCUGCGUCCUGCCUUCCGCACAUCACAGCCUGCUCUUCGCUUCUCUUCGCGACGAAACCUGCAGACCGCUACCGCAUACCGUCCCUACUCACUGGACCCCAUGCCCUCGCCACGAAACGCUGGUGUACCCGAGACUUCUAUUGCUGGUCUUCCCCCGCUUCCAUCCACCUCGUCGCGCCAGUCCAAGCCAUCUCCCGCAGCAGACCAACCUGUCAGCGUUCCUGAGCAAGAAGCCCAAAAGUCCUCGGCCGCAAACACAUCAUCCUCAGCAACCACAUCUGCCACUUCCAAGCCUCAGAGAAAGAGCAAGCUGCGCCCUCGCAAGGCCGCCAUCACACUGUCGCCUGCCGCUGUAACACAUCUGCGCGAGCUAUUGGAGCAACCCGAGGCAAAGCUGGUCCGUGUUGGCGUCCGUAACAGAGGCUGCUCAGGAUUGGCAUAUCAUCUCGAAUACGUGGACAAGGCUGGAGCAUUUGACGAGACGGUCGAGCAAGAUGGUGUCAAGGUUCUGAUCGACUCCAAGGCUCUUUUCAGCAUCAUUGGAUCAGAAAUGGACUGGCUCGAGGACAAGCUGAAUGAGCGCUUCAUUUUCAAGAACCCCAAUAUCACUGAGCAAUGUGGUUGCGGAGAGUCCUUCAGCAUCUCCUGA